Molecule: messenger RNA, 870 nt
Organism: Fusarium mangiferae
Lineage: Eukaryota; Fungi; Ascomycota; Sordariomycetes; Hypocreales; Nectriaceae
Exons: 4
Coding region: 1-870 (289 amino acids)
Molecular function (GO): catalytic activity
Source: RefSeq, a predicted model, not a curated record
AUGAGCUGGAGCCGCUUAAUCCGAUUCCUCGAUGAUGAAGAUCAGGUCUGUCUCGGUGAUGCAGUUGCAAGCUCUGCCCAAGACCUUGCGAGUCUUUUGGAAGCUGGAAGUCUCACUGCCGAAAAGUUAGCUGGAAACGACAUAUUUGACGCAAAGCCGACGGGCAAGAUAGUCAAAGUCAAGUCGCUUUUGGGGCCUUUGACCCCUCGGGACGUGCCCAUUCUACGCUGUGUUGGUUUGAAUUACGCAAAGCAUAUCAAGGAAACAGGGAGGACUCCACCUCCGCAUCCCACAAUCUUCAUCAAGCCAUCCAGUUCAAUCACAGGUUGGAACGAUGAUAUCCCUAUCCCCAAGAUCGCACAGAAAGAUCAACUUGACUAUGAAGGUGAACUGGCUAUUGUAAUAGGGAGGGAAGGAAAAGAUAUCUCGGCUGAAGAUGCAUUGAGCUACGUGUCAGGGUAUACCGUUGCAAACGAUGUUUCAGCCCGUACAUGGCAAAGGGACCCCAAGUUCGCUGGGGAGGUCCCACAGUGGUGUUUCUCCAAAGGAUUCGAUUCCUUUGCUCCUCUGGGUCCGGUGCUUGUGUCCCCGAGCGUCCUUAGCGCAGCUGGGGAUCUCACCCUACAGACCAAGGUGAAUGGGGAGGUUCGCCAGGAGGCAAAUACCAGUGAUCUAGUGUUCGACGUAAAGAGGAUCAUUGCGUUUGUCAGUCAGGGUACAACACUCGAAAAGGGCUCGGUGAUCCUGACUGGCACACCGGGUGGAGUAGCUUUGGGAAUGAAACCGCCCAAAUGGUUAAAGGAUGGGGAUGUUGUACAAGUUUCCAUCAGCGGGAUUGGAACUAUAUGCAACCGGAUGGUCUUCCAGUGA